AUGAUUACGAGGUGGGACACAACAAGAAGGGACACCUUUACACUAAGCGUAGAGAUACUGAAUGUCGUAACUCCUGCAGAAUUCACAUCAGAAAGUGUGUUAUAUCUUUACAAAAACAAAAUAGCUUUUAAGGAAGCCUCUGAAACUUCAAGGAAGAAAGAAAUCUAUUUUAAACAAUUAUAUAUUUUCAUGUAUAAAAUCACAGAUGAUAUCAUAGGAUAUUACAUCCUGGGACAACAAAUAAAAUUGUAG
This is a messenger RNA of Plasmodium inui San Antonio 1, 252 nucleotides long. RefSeq lists its product as hypothetical. The record is from RefSeq and is a predicted model, not a curated record. The coding region runs from base 1 to 252 and encodes 83 amino acids. The transcript has a single exon. Lineage: Eukaryota; Apicomplexa; Aconoidasida; Haemosporida; Plasmodiidae.